AUGAAACGGGCAGUCCUAUCAUCAGGCCUUACCAUGGCCAUGAGCAGCCUUGUUUGUUCAUUUCCGAUCCCAAAUGUUCUCCCAAAGCACCCGUCCGGCGUAGCAAGGUCCACACCAACGAUUGAAACAUGCCGAUACAACUUUUUCAAAGACAUGAUCGAUGGAGCCUUCGAAAAUGAUCGUUCUCUCUCUGGAGACAAAACGAAGGGCCAAUACGAUGCUCCUGGGGAAGAAUUUGUAGAGAGGAACGCACAGUUUUCUGAAUUAACAGCAACGCAACGAAAGUGGCGUGAAACGCAACAAAGAAAUGACGUGACCCCCGAGAUAGUCACUGGAACCUCCUGGACUUUGGACUUGUACUUGUCUGGAGUUCCAGAGCGAGAUCCGAGUAAUGAUUUGUAUGGAAGUCGCGUGAACAUUUCUUCGAGAGAUCGUCAAACGGGUUUGAAUUUACCUGGUGUUCCUUCAACUAGCGUCACUGUGACCUUUCUGGAAGAAGGAGUAUGUCGAGUAUCUGAAUCUGGGUUCACAUCAGGAGAAAUGGACGGUGAAUGGAAGUUGUCCGAGAACGGAAAGAUUUUGCGAUUCAGCAUGGAUUCUUUGGGAUAUACUCGAACAGUUCAAACAAAAGGAAGCAUCCAGAAGGUCUACUGGACCGACGAAGAAGAGAAGCCUAUUCAAACCUCUAGCACCUAUUCGAUCCCACCAGGACUUGUAUAUGGAGACGUGGAGUUGACCACUAGCCGAAACCCUGGCACGUUUGAAAUGGGCAACGGUGGCGUCUUGCGUAUUGAGAAAGAGGCUGGUCUCUUCGGAAUCUCCAGCCAACUGAAAACAUGUGGCAAAUUCGAAGCGAGAAGGAAUAACUCGAGCUAG
Messenger RNA from Cylindrotheca closterium, 876 nucleotides. The record is from the annotation of a GenBank genome assembly. Lineage: Eukaryota; Bacillariophyta; Bacillariophyceae; Bacillariales; Bacillariaceae.